Galeopterus variegatus (Sunda flying lemur) is the source of this 924-nucleotide messenger RNA. Its product is annotated as olfactory receptor 51B5-like. The coding region runs from base 1 to 924 and encodes 307 amino acids. The record is from RefSeq and is a predicted model, not a curated record. The transcript has 2 exons. Lineage: Eukaryota; Metazoa; Chordata; Mammalia; Dermoptera; Cynocephalidae. Gene Ontology annotation, molecular function: G protein-coupled receptor activity; olfactory receptor activity. Gene Ontology annotation, cellular component: membrane. Gene Ontology annotation, biological process: G protein-coupled receptor signaling pathway.
AUGAGUGCUGCCCCUUUUCUACUGACUGGCUUCCCGGGUCUGGAGACAUUUCAUCCCUGCAUUUCCACCUCUUUCUUUGUCAUCUAUGUCUCCAUACUCCUUGGCAAUAGCACUCUCCUCUUCCUCAUCAGGGAGGACCGAACCCUUCAUGAGCCCAUGUACUACUUUCUGGCUAUACUGGCAGCCACAGACCUGGGAAUGACUUUGACCACGAUGCCCACUGUGCUUGGUGUUCUGUGGCUGGAUCACAGGAAGAUAAGCCAGAGUUCCUGCUUCUUCCAGUCUUAUCUAAUCCACUCGUUCUCUAUCGUGGAGUCUGGAGUCUUGCUCAUCAUGGCCUAUGACCGUUUUAUUGCUAUCCGUAAUCCCCUGAGAUACACCUCCAUUCUGACCAACAUGAAGGUGAUAAAGAUAGGUCUGGGGGUUCUAAUGAGGGGAUUUUUGCUUAUAAUACCCAUAAUCAUCACCCUUUCUGGAUUUCCCUACUGCAGAUCCCACAUCCUCUCCCAUGCCUUCUGCCUGCACCAGGAUGUCAUCAAACUGGCCUGUGCUGACAUCACCUUCAAUAGACUCUAUCCCAUAGCCCUGGUCUCAUUAACUGGUUUCUUGGACUCUGUGCUUAUCCUUGUUUCUUACAUCCUAAUUCUUAAGACUGUCAUGGGAAUUGCCUCAGAGGAGAGGGCUAAGGCCCUCAACACCUGUGUCUCCCAUAUCUGCUGUGUCCUGGUUUCAUAUGUCACAGUGAUUGGAUUUUCUAUGAUUCAUCAGUUUGGGAAGCAGGUUCCACAUAUCGUCCACCUCAUUAUGAGUUAUGUCUGUUUUCUGUUCCCUCCAUUAAUGAACCCUAUAAUAUACAGCAUCAAGACCAAGCAGAUCCAGAAUGGCAUCCUUCACCUUUUUACUACCCGUAGAGUGGGAAUCUGA